Molecule: messenger RNA, 249 nt
Organism: Ramularia collo-cygni
Lineage: Eukaryota; Fungi; Ascomycota; Dothideomycetes; Mycosphaerellales; Mycosphaerellaceae
Exons: 1
Coding region: 1-249 (82 amino acids)
Source: RefSeq, a predicted model, not a curated record
AUGGCUUUCUCCACCGAAAACACCAUCCUCUCCGCCGGCCGCCCCUCGGGCACCUACGGCUGCGUCCUCCAAGGCGGUCGUCCCUCCGGCACCUACGGCUGCGUCCUCCAGGCCGGUCGUCCUUCCGGCACCUACGGCUGCGUCUUGCAGCUCCAGGUCUUCCGCUCCAACAAGACCAACUCGGCUUGCACGCUCCAGGGAGGUCGUCCUUCUGGCACUUACGGGUGCGAGCUCCAGGCUAUGGAGUAA